CGGUGAGGCGGUGAGUGCUACCUCCUUAAUACUCUCCUAUCUGCAAGAACCAAGUAAUCCUCCUCGUUGAUGUUUGACUGUUUGUACGUGAGAUGAGUCUCACGUGGCCAUGGUGUUGGUGCGUAUAUCAUCCCGAGAAGUAUAGCGGCAGCAUCCAUCCCAUCCAGCCGUCCAAAACCUUGCUAUCUCUUGCAGCCCUCCCGUCCUCUGGCACAGUAUAUAAAGCGUACCUGCAGGUGCAGCACCUGAUACCUGCAAAGUGAUCGAUCGAUCGAGGCCGGCAUUGUGCGUGCGUGUGCCAAAGGAUGACGAAGUACAAAGGUGUCAGGCAGAGGCACUGGGGCUCCUGGGUCGCCGAGAUCCGCCACCCUCUCCUGAAGACGAGGAUAUGGCUGGGGACGUACGGGACGGCGGAGGACGCGGCGAGGGCGUACGACGAGGCGGCGAGGCUGAUGAGCGGCCCAGCGGCGCGCACCAACUUCCCUCUCAGCAGCAGCGGCGGCAACGCCCGCAGCUGCCUCUCCCCGACCCUGCGCGCGCGGCUGGAGAAAUGCUGCGGCGCGGGGUCAUCAGCGCAGGCGCAACAGGGCGCCGUCGCUGGCCAGGACAACGACGAUGCUGCUGCGGCGGCGGCGGCGAUGGGCGUCGACGACGGCGACGAGUACGUCGAGGAGAUGAUCCAGGAGCUCACGUUCUACGGCUCCAUAGAGAUCGUCCAGCCCUGAUCUGCUUAAUUAGCAAAAGCCUAGCCGGCCAACAACCGCAGUGUAACUUAAAACUUAAAUUACUAGAGUAUAGACGUAUAGUAUAUAAAAAACCUUGUGCUAGCUACUUCUGUGCCGUCUCGUUAGGCACAUUGCGUUGGCAAUUAGUAGGUGUCAAUGGAACAAGGUAAUGGACGAGCAUUGCAGAGUGUGCAUGCAGCUAGCCAGGACAUCUCCCUGGGAUCGCGAUGUGUUUGCAAACAGGGGAAGGGGACCAAGAAUCUUUCA
Molecule: messenger RNA, 992 nt
Organism: Oryza sativa Japonica Group (Japanese rice)
Lineage: Eukaryota; Viridiplantae; Streptophyta; Magnoliopsida; Poales; Poaceae
Product: ethylene-responsive transcription factor ERF003
Biological process (GO): regulation of DNA-templated transcription
Molecular function (GO): DNA-binding transcription factor activity; DNA binding
Source: RefSeq, a predicted model, not a curated record